AUCAAACAGGUGUUCCCCGCCCCUCGGCUUCUUUAGCAACAACUCUAGCUUUCUUAAAGUGCACCCCACCCAUCACCCUAGCCCCCAAGAGUUGCCAAAUCCUUUUCCCAUCUAGCCGCCCUCCACCAUCUCGGUUCUACUACAAGGGUCUUCCUCUUCCCCGUCCCACCCCAUGCCCAGCGACGGGUGCUCUAAUUCUCUAGCGGUAAAAGCUGCCGCCGGGGCUCAGUUUCUAGGCCCAAACAGAGGCCCGAGACUUUCCAAAAACCCUCGAGCACCGCUGACAGAGGUCCCCACCACCACCAGCGCCCACCCAGGCUCACCGUGCGGAUCUGCCUCCGCAAAAGACUCCGUGGAGUGGGAGGGGCGCAGCCUCUUGAAGGCUCUUAUCAAGAAAUCUGCACUGUGUGGGGAGCAAGUCCACAUCCUGGGCUGUGAAGUGAGCGAAGAAGAGUUUCGUGAAGGUUUUGACUCCAAUAUCAACAGCCGGCUGGUUUACCAUGACCUCUUUAGAGACCCUCUCAACUGGUCAAAGACUGGGGAAGCCCUUCCUGGGGGUCCCCUGGAAGCCUUGAGGGCCCUGUGCAGGAGGACAGAUCCUGGCCCUGUCACCAUUGCUCUCGAUUCCCUCAGCUGGCUGCUGCUUCACCUUCCCUGCACCACACUCUGCCAGACUCUGCACACACUGAGCCGUCAGGACUCCUGCCAUGGUGACAGCUCCCCAGGAGAGCAGGUGCAUGUGCUGGGCCUGCUGCAUGAAGAGCUUCACGGCCCAGGCCCCUUGGGAGCGCUGAGCAGCCUUGCUCAGACCGAGGUGACCCUGAGCGGUGCAUUGGGCCAGGCCUCAGCCCACAUCCUCUAUCGGAGGCCCCAACAGCGCCCCUCCCACCAGACUCAGUGGUUCUCCAUCCUUCCUGAUUUCAGCCUGGAGCUCCAAAGGGGGCCACCCCUAGAGUCCCAGCCUUACCCAGAUCCUCAUACUCCCUCGAUGGACCCCACGACUCAUUUGACUUUUAACCUUCGCCUGUCCAAGAAAGAGAGAGAAGCCAAAGAUAGCCUGACCCUGCCCUUCCAGUUCAGCUCGGAAAAACAGCAGGCUCUACUGUGCCCUGGGCUGGGCCAGCCUACCAGCCACAUUUUCUAUGAGCCAGAUGCUUAUGAUGACCUGGACCAAGAAGACCCAGAUGAUGACCUAGAUGUUUAACUGUCCAGGAGAUGUGACUAGACUGUAAUUGGAGGAAGAGGGAGACCUUGGGCCCAUAACCAUCCUUCCAUUGUUUGCAUUGGCCUUAGCCUGUCUCUGCUCCAUCUUUGUUCCCUGUGUCUGUGGAGGCCCUGCCCUGUGACCCAUGAGCCAGGGAGCAGCUUCCAGUGAGGAGAGAAAGUGGAAUGGAGGCAUAAGGGAAGGUGACACCACCACCACCCCAAGCCUAAUAAAAUCUUAAUUUUUU
Molecule: messenger RNA, 1451 nt
Organism: Physeter macrocephalus (sperm whale)
Lineage: Eukaryota; Metazoa; Chordata; Mammalia; Artiodactyla; Physeteridae
Gene: ELP5
Product: elongator acetyltransferase complex subunit 5
Exons: 8
Coding region: 173-1204 (343 amino acids)
Biological process (GO): tRNA wobble uridine modification
Cellular component (GO): cytosol; elongator holoenzyme complex; nucleus
Molecular function (GO): tRNA binding
Source: RefSeq, a predicted model, not a curated record